Molecule: messenger RNA, 1512 nt
Organism: Bipolaris zeicola 26-R-13
Lineage: Eukaryota; Fungi; Ascomycota; Dothideomycetes; Pleosporales; Pleosporaceae
Exons: 3
Coding region: 1-1512 (503 amino acids)
Biological process (GO): cyclic threonylcarbamoyladenosine biosynthetic process
Cellular component (GO): mitochondrial outer membrane
Molecular function (GO): tRNA threonylcarbamoyladenosine dehydratase activity; ubiquitin-like modifier activating enzyme activity
Source: RefSeq, a predicted model, not a curated record
AUGCCUUCGUGGAUAUCGCGGGCCUCCGAGUCCCACCAUGCACAGCUUGUGGCGACUGCUGCCGUCUCGGGCCUUGUAGUUGGAAGUGCUAUUCUUGGUUAUCAAAAGGCUCGACGCAUGACGAGAGUAGCAGACUUGAAAGCGUCUAUUCCAGAUCUCAGUGAAGACCAUCGUCCGUCAAGACUGACUGAAUAUGGCGCGGCUUCACAUGUAUUUGCUCCAAGUAAAGAAGAUGAGCGCAGCAUGGCACUCGCCGCGCGAGCGAGAAAAGGCGACUAUGACGACGAUCUUAUCCUCGAGCAAUUGGCGAGAAAUCGGGUCUUUCUUACAGAUGAAGGACUCGCGAAGCUACGGGGCGCUUUCGUAGUCGUAGUCGGUUGUGGUGGAGUAGGAUCGCAUGCAACAGCAGCUCUUGCAAGAUCAGGAUGCUCUAAGAUCCGUCUCAUAGAUUUUGACCAAGUUACUUUGUCUUCGCUGAACCGACAUGCAGUAGCAACUCUGGCAGAUGUUGGAACACCCAAAGUGCACUGUCUCCGUAAGCGGCUCGAACAAAUCACACCAUGGACCCACUUCGAAUGCCGAAACGAGCUGUUCAGUGAGCAGACUGCAGUUGCUCAAUUGGCGCCUCUAAAUGGCCAGCAACCAGAUUUUGUAAUAGACGCCAUCGACAACAUCGACAGCAAAGUUGCCCUCUUGGCCUACUGCUACAUGAACAACAUCAAGGUCAUCUCCUCUAUGGGUGCAGGUUGCAAGUCCGAUCCUACCAGAAUCUUCAUUGGCGACAUUUCAGCAAGCACAGAUGACCCUCUCUCAAAGUCUACGAGACGAAAGCUGCGGUUGAAAGGCGUAAAAGACGGGAUACCGGUCGUUUAUUCGACCGAGAGGCCAGGACCUGGAAAGGCUGAGCUUCAACCGCUCUCGGAAGAAGAAUUCGCAAAAGGCAACGUGGGGGAAUUGGGUGUUCUCGCAGACUUCCGGGUACGGAUAUUGCCUGUUUUAGGCACCAUGCCAGCAAUCUUUGGCCUGGCUGUUGCCAACCAUGUCAUUCUCUCCAUUUCUGGUUACCCACAUGAAUAUCUUCCAUCAAAAUCUCGAGACAAAAUGUACGAUGGUAUUCUAGGCGCUCUCCAAGGUGCCGAAGAACGCUUAGCUCGCACAGUGUUCAGUGAAGAUCCCCUCGGUCUCAAGAUUCCCAUCACACAAGACGAUGUUGGCUAUUUGGUUGAAGAAGUGUAUAAUGGGAAAAGCAUAAUCAGCGGCUUGUCCACACGCUUGAUAUUGUCAAGAUGGAGGAAGCCAACUGAAAGCUUUGUUGACCAAAGCACUCCAGGACAAAAGAACAGUCAUCUCAAGAUGGGAGAUUUGGUUCUCAUGACCAAGGAAGAGGCAAGCAAGCACGAGAAGGAGAUAUUGAAGGGAGAAAAAAGCCUCGAAGAUUUAUAUAGCGCUGAAACGAUUGAACGCGUCAAUAAGAGAAUGGCUGAGGAAGAGCGAUUCGAGCGCUUCCGGUAA